Messenger RNA from Fonticula alba, 1800 nucleotides. RefSeq lists its product as hypothetical. The record is from RefSeq and is a predicted model, not a curated record. Bases 1 to 1755 code for a protein of 584 amino acids. Lineage: Eukaryota; Rotosphaerida; Fonticulaceae. Gene Ontology annotation, biological process: protein deubiquitination. The transcript is spliced from 5 exons. Gene Ontology annotation, molecular function: cysteine-type deubiquitinase activity.
AUGAUCUGUAUUGACUGCCGCGUUGGUGGCGGGGCGGCCUGGUCCUGCGCGGUCUUUGAAGCCCAUUGCCGGCCGGACGGCUUGAUGCCCACACCUCCCGAGGACCCUGGGCCACCAACCGAGGAGGCCUCAAAGUCGGGCUCCUCAACCGGGCCUCUCGUCGAGCUGUCGACAGCCCUCCAACGGGUGCUGGAUUGCUCAUCGCGCUUGGCUGCCCUACGGCCAGGAUCCCCGGCGAUCCCCUGCUCUGGAGCCACGCCGCCGGCCUCCCUCUCAUGUGAGUCGAUUUUGCCCCCGGCCUCCGAGCAUUCAGACUUGUCACUGCGGCCCAUUGAAUUGAUCCCUGGCAUUCGGUGCCGCGUGGAGCCAUCCCCCAGCGAGCUGGGUGACACCUGGUAUGAUGCCGCACCCGGGGACGUCGGCAAUCGAGACGGCGCCGAUGGAGGUAGCCGUGGCAGCAGCAGCAGCAGCAGCAGCAGCAGCAGCAGCAGCAGCAGCAGCAACAGCAACAGCAACAGCAGCCAAAGCGUCGGCGGGACCCCGGCAACUGAAGCCCUGCCUGGUGUUGGAAGCCCGGAUCCGGGCUCUCAAGUCGGAACCGGUGCGGGGCUCGUUUCGCCAAGUCUAUCCCUGAGGUCCGUGGCCUCCCCCCAGCCGGUCGGGUCGCCAGCGACCGGGCCCUUCGCUCGGUUCUCCGAUGACCGGGUCAUUGUCGACGGAGAGUGUCCCGCGUCGCCCGGGGUUUCCACCCCCGGCUCGCCCUUUGUCGUGGUGUCUACCUCGCCUGGGGGCACGCCCGAUUCCCAGGAAGCCGACCGCCCGCCGCCCAUUUACAUCUAUCACGAGCGUCAAUCCCUGCAGAUGUGUGCGAAGCACACUAUCAACAACUUUCUUCAGCGCCGGGAACACAGUCGCCGCUCAUUGAAUGAACUCAGCGACGAGCUCGCAUCCAGCUUUGGAAGUCCGCUGCUCUCCUUCUUCGGAGGGAUAUUUAGCGGCCUGUCACAUCCCCACCGGGGGAUUCUUGGCAACUACGAUGCCAAUGUCAUCUCGGUGGCCCUCGCCCGGGCGGAUUUCAACGUCACCUGGUACCGGUCGCCGGAUCAGGGCCUAGGUGUAAACUCGACCGAUCUGCUGCCCUCUAGCUUCCCCUGCACUGAGUGCCCGCCGCCUCCGGCGCCCGGAUCCACCGACCAGGCGGACAUAUCGAAUGAUCCGCUGGCGCUAGCGGUGGCCGGCGGGGGGCGCCUCUGUGCACAUCGGACCCGAUCGACCUUCGGGCGGCAUGUGCACCUCCGGCGCUUGGCUGGCCUGGUGGUCAAUAUUCCCGCCUCCCUCACGCUGGCGCCCCUGGAGGGGCUCGCAUCCGGCCGCCGGCACUGGUUCGCCGUGCGGCGCAUCGCGGCCACUGGCUGCACGAUGCUCGCACGGCGACAAGCAGCCCUUACACGCCUGCAAGACGCGCUCCUGGGCGGUGCCACUGGAUCCGACCGCCCUCCGGAGGGUAACAUCACCCUUGCCGACUAUUGCUGCACAUCCUUCCCCAUGGAGGAAGGAGGCGUCCCGGCCGGCGGCUGCCCCUGCCGGAUUCCUGGUUGUGGGGACUUUUAUUGCAUCGACUCAAAGAUGAAUGUCCCCCGGCGUUUCGACUCGGCCGAGCAGAUGGCCCGGGCGGUCGAUAUCUGGCUCGAGCGGGGCGCACACAUCCUGCUCGUGACUCCAUGUGAUGAGUGUGGAUCACAUGUGUAUCGUUGAAUAGUUCUCUGGCGUUGUGAAAUCCCGGCAAAAAAUAACUCUGUC